GGAGAGCAUAUGGUUCGUACCCGCUGCCGAGCGGUAGGGUUGCUUUGUUAUGAACAGGCGGCGCUGUAGCUGGCGGAAGAGGAGGUCGCCCAGCCCAGUAUCUCUUCGCCUGGAACACAGAAGCCGAGGGGGAGACAAGAAAACGGGAGGAGAAAAGACGGUGUUGGCUGGAGGAGAAAGAAAAAGCUACGAUAAUGGCCGCUAAAUCUGAUGGGGUAUUAAAAAUUAGAAAGAGCGAUGUAGCGUUCACGCCUUUGCAGAAUUCGGACCACUCAGGCUCAGUACAGGGACUCGUUCCAGGAUCGCAGCCGGAUUCGGGAACCGGGGAUGGGGAAUUCGUGAAUGGGGAAUCACGGUGCUGUGGUUCUAAUUCGACAUGUCUUCGCCUUGGCAGAGAGCAGCAAACAAAAUACACGAUAUGGGACUGUCUAUGGAUUCUCGCUGCAGUGGUGGUGUAUUUCGCCGAUGUAGGCACCGACAUUUGGCUUUCUGUCGACUAUUACCUCCGUCGCGACUACUGGUGGUUCGGGCUCACGCUAUUUUUUGUUGUGCUAGGGUCGUUCUCCGUCCAAGUCUUUAGUUUUCGGUGGUUCGUCCACGAUUUCAGCACCGACGAGGGCUCCAAUGCCACCGGUGCGGCAAACUGCUCAUCCCACAUGGACGGGAAGCUGCUGAGCGGUUCUGCUUCACAUGGAGAUGUGGGCGCCCAACCGUCCACACCUCAAAGACAGGCGUCCACCGCGAGCAAGAGCAACACCACAACCAACAGCAACAGCAGCACGGCAACCCCGACUAAUAAGAAAAGGUCGGCGUCCUGUUCAGUAUUCAUAUGGUCCGCGCAAUCCGUCACCCACAUCUUGCAGCUUGGACAGAUAUGGAGGUAUUUCCACGCCAUCUACCUGGGCAUCCGGAGCCGGCGCAGUGGGGACCAUGACCGCUGGAGGUUCUACUGGAGGAUGGUGUAUGAGUUUGCUGACGUCAGCAUGCUGCACCUCCUGGCCACCUUCCUGGAGAGCGCUCCUCAGCUGGUCCUGCAGCUCUGCAUCAUCAUCCAGACCCACAAACUGCAGGCCGUACAAGGAAUGACAGCGGCUGCCUCCCUGGUGUCUCUGGCCUGGGCCUUGGCAUCCUAUCAGAAAGCCCUACGAGACUCCCGGGAUGAUAAGAAGCCAAUCAGCUACCUGGCCGUCAUCAUCCAGUUCUGCUGGCACUUCUUCACCAUUGCCGCCCGGGUCAUCACCUUCGCCUUGUUCGCCUCCGUGUUCCAGCUCUACUUUGGUAUCUUCAUCGUCCUCCACUGGUGCAUUAUGACCUUCUGGAUAGUCCACUGUGAGACCGAGUUCUGCAUCACCAAGUGGGAGGAGAUUGUCUUCGACAUGGUCGUGGGGAUCAUCUACAUCUUCAGUUGGUUUAAUGUGAAGGAGGGUCGUACUCGGUGUCGGCUCUUCAUCUACUACUUUGUGAUCCUGCUGGAGAACACUGCUCUGAGUGCCCUGUGGUACCUGUACCGCGUCCCUCAGAGCACCGAUGCCUUCGCCGUCCCCGCCCUCUGUGUCAUCUUCAGCAGCUUCCUCACCGGCAUCGUCUUCAUGCUCAUGUACUACGCCUUCUUUCACCCCAACGGGCCCCGAUUCGGACGCUCACCCAGCCUCGUGCUGGACGACCCCACGGCUGCCUUCACGCUGCCCGCUGAGGGGGCCACCAACUCGUUGAGGUCCAACCGUGGUGUGCCUCUUAUAUCGGGGGACGGCACCAUUGGCAGGGACGGCAAAUACACAGAGAGGGACGGCUGCAUGCCCGUGUUUCAGGUGAGACCCACCGCCCCCUCCACGCCGUCCUCCCGUGCCCCACGCAUCGAUGAGACAGUCAUCAAAAUAGACCUGUGUCGGAACCGCUAUCCGGCCUGGGAGAGGCACGUAUUGGACAGGAGUAUACGCAAGGCCAUCCUGGCCAUCGACUGCUCCCCUACGCCGCCCAGACUCCAGUACAAAGAUGACACUACAGUUCAGGAGCGCCUGGAGUAUGAGACCACGUUGUAGCCCUACACUGCUGCCUGGAUGUUGGAUGCUUGGAUGUUGGAUCCUUGGAAAUGCAAAACCGUAACAAAGGAUGACCAUCAACUUGGAUUUACAGCAGGACUGUGGCAAUAAUAAGUUAUUAGCUCUCUCUCACUCUAGAUACUAGCAUUGAACCAUGAUGUUGAUUGUCAUGGGCAAGAAUAGACACAUAUUAUUAGUUGAUGUGACGGAGGGAUAUAUUCAUGUUUUCUAAACAGAGUUCCUCUUUUUGGGUUUAUUUGGUUGAUGUUGUUGUUAUUGUAUUUUAUUUUUUAUUUAUUUUACUUACGUCCGUCAGGGAAUCUCUUAUUUGAUAAAAGGCCAUUGCGCACACAUACACAUAAAAAAAAUGUAGCCCAAUAGUCUAUCAGAAUAAAAGCAGUGUUCUAAUGAAUGAUAUCAUGCCCUUUCAUAACAGAUCCUUAUGAAGGUUCGUAACAGGUUACAACAGGUUAUUAAUGUUUACCUAUGAUAUCUCAUAUUUACAUUAAUUUCUAUUACCAACAUCUUAGACCUGCAAAUAUGUACUUUACAUUUAUAAGAUACAAGUAAUAUCCCCUGAUAUAGUGGACGUGUUGAAUAACAAAAAUAAGAAUAAUAAGGUCAGUUAAUGGUCCUGAUUCAUAUUUAGGAUGGUUCUAGUUAUUUCUAAUUCAAAGUAAACAGGCAACAAAGUAGUACACGCAUAGUCCGUGAUGUAAUUAGCGACAUGAGUAGGGCUUUGUGUCUGUCAUACUUUACAUGUGUACUGGCCCAUGACUUCUGAUCUGAUUUCAUCAGCCAUGUUGUCCUAGUGCCAAAAGGUCUGAAACUACUGGAUUUUGUGGCUGUGACUGCCAGUAACUGGAUAUUAGUAGAUUCAGGCAGGGCAGAACUGCUAUUUACUUUGAAGAAGCUUAGUACUGUACCUGGUAAUCAUGCUGUUUAUAUGCUAAAUAAAACCGGAAUGUUCGUGUAUUGUGGAGAGACUGAAGGACAAACCUCAUCUUUGUUCUCGCCUGGAUAAAAGGUGGCAUGCCAAGAAAACCUUCCUGGCAGCUCCUAUUUACAGUCCAGCCUCGUCCAGCUGUGGUCUGGGCUGCCAUGCGUCCAUAUGGCUGAUAAGGAUCAGUCUGCUGGGCCACAUAGUGCUGUUCUGUACGGACAGGAGGAGAGGAUAAGAGACAAACGAGCAGCCACUUCAGCCAAACUACUCUCAUAACUGAAGCACCUGCAGGAUCUACUGUCAUCAUAGAUGCCGCAUUCUUUUUUACGUUUUACCUAACUGAUGUAAAAGUGUAUUGCCAUCCGUGUGUGUGGGAGGAAGUGUGUGUGUGUGUGUGUGUGUAUGCGUGCGCGCUCAUGCGUGCUUGUAAGAGAGGAAAAGCAUGGCGCAGGAUGGUAUGUGUAGAUGCUACAAUCAGUGGUCGGUUUGUCUGCAGCUACAUAUUGUCGUGCAAUGAACUAGAGACAUGCACUUCAGCACUAUGGUGUGAAAGGCUGCUGUAGCCUAUACUCAACACAAGAUCAGUACCAAUUCUAGGGUGUAUACCACUAUCAUUGUAGCUGUCAACAUCCAACAUCAAUGGUGUCAAGAUGGUCUUUUGAGCAGGAAACAACAAGUAUUUCACCUUUUAUGCUCCGACUUAAGCCCCAGGCACUAUGACUGUGGAUGUGAUAUCUAAAAAAUAUCUUCAAAUAUCUUGCAAAGGUGUCUUCACAAAAAAGAAAGUGUGUAGCUUCUCUUUCAGUUCUAGGUCACAAGCGCUUCUUUUUUUAUGUCUUGUUCGUUUGAACUAUGGAGAGAAGAGGGUGACAAGGAGGAGGGAAAAAAACAAGCACAAAACUUCUGUGGAAUUAAUCAGAGCACAUUGAGGGAAGGAAACCAUGAUAUUCAAUGUGAGAGUGAGAAAAGGCCAUUGAUCAGUCCAGAAAGAUGUGCCUGUUGUUUUCAACUAGAGCUAGAUUUUAAAUCUCUACUGAAUGGCUCAGAUUUAUUUUUGUUGAAUUGUUUUUGUUGAAAUGUCUUAUUUGAAUUAUUCAUAUCCGUUCGAAUGUGGGAAAUUCUUGGUUUAAUUUGCUUUCACAUCAUUUGCCUUGUUGUUGCGACAUCACACAAAUUGUCUUAGUUAUGUCUGUUCCCUUCUGUUCUGUGGCAUGUUUUACUCAACUGCAUUAAAUAUUCAGAAGUGAAUGCCGCUACACAUUCAAGAAACUCUCUAAAAAGUUUUUGGGGGUAAUACAUGCAGAAGCACUGGGUAAAAUCAUGUCCACAGCUCUUCUUCUGAGUUGAAUUCAGUGUGGAUGAGCCCCUUCAAUUGUUUGAUUGGCCUGUUUGAGUGUUUAAAAAAAUACAAAUAUGAAUAAAAAAUGUAGAAUUAUUUCUGAGAAAAAACAAUCUCAAUCGACAUAGAAAUGGCAACAACAACAACAACAAAUAUGAAACUGUAAAAAUGAAAAUGGACUUACAUUUAUAGUCUCUUUAUGCUGCUCUACACCGAAUUCAACUCCAAGAAAACAGAGCUGUGGACAUGAUUUUACCCAGUGCUUCUGCAUGUAUUACCAAAAAGAACGUUUUUAGAGAGUCUCUUGAAUAUGUAGCAACAUUCACUUCUGAAUAUUUAAUUGAGUCGAGUAAAACAUGCCACAGAUCAGCCACCGAAAAGCUAGACAGUCAGGAAGCAUAAAAAAAUCCAAAAGCGAUGGAUAGACGGCAAUUUUCAGCAAACUUUGAUGGCGAGGAAAUAUAACCAAUUUUAAGUGUGGCUCUCCGGACCUUGGUGAAGACUGAAUGCAGCCUGUGGUGCAAAAUGAGUUUAACACCCCUGCAUUAACCUGUCUGUGUUUUAAGGUUAAUUUUUUAAAAAGCAGAUUUUUAUUUAUUUACAAUGAAGACAGAAACCAAAUGGCACAGGGGGAAAUCAAGAAAGCACAGGCUUAGAAAUGAGCAAAUUAUCGUGAAUGGCACAACACUGGUGCUUUUGUUCUAUUUUAUCUUGGGAUCUCUCUAUUUAGGUCUGCUAUUGAUGAUACACUUAAGAGGGCAAAUGAAUUGCUCAUCAUUAACUAGUGAAUCAUUGAAGGUCACUUGGCCUGGUUCCAUCUCCUCAUCAAUAAAACAUGUAGUAAAUUAUUCUCUCAAUGUCACCUUGCACGUCUUUAGCUUGUGUUGCUUUCCUUUAGUCAAUCUGAUCCAUGUUAACAUGAGAUUUUAUCAUGUUUUGUUCAUAUCCCAUUAUUUGCUUUCAACUGCUAUUUCCAUUUUCAGUGGGAGUCCCAGUGUUUAUGAUUUAUUGGGGUCACGGCCACAAAUAGACAACGCGAGUCUUGUUUUUCAGAAUAGUGGUGUGUGUGAGACUGUGUCCUCAUACAGUAAUAUCCACAGUAUUCAUGUACAUUGCGAAAAAUGUACAGAUACAACAACUGCUGUCAGUCCCAUCCAAAUGAACACCCACUGGACUCACCCAGUACACCACCUCUACAGUGGCUUGCGAAAGUAUUCAUUCCCCUUGGCAUUUUUCCUAUUUUGUUGCCUUACAACCUGGAAUUAAAAUAGUUUUUUGGGACGUUUGUAUCAUUUGAUUUACACAACAUGCCUACCAC
Oncorhynchus mykiss (rainbow trout) is the source of this 5639-nucleotide messenger RNA. Its product is annotated as XK-related protein 4. Gene Ontology annotation, biological process: engulfment of apoptotic cell; phosphatidylserine exposure on apoptotic cell surface; apoptotic process involved in development. NCBI's taxonomy places the organism in Eukaryota, Metazoa, Chordata, Actinopteri, Salmoniformes, Salmonidae. Gene Ontology annotation, cellular component: plasma membrane. The record is from RefSeq and is a predicted model, not a curated record.